AUGGCAUGUUCUGUGGCAUCCAUGCUCUUCGUUACUAUCUGCACACUGUCCUUAUUUCUGUCAGUUGCUUCUGCAGCAGCAUCUGUGGAAGGAAGGACAAGACCCUUUAAAAGAGUUUAUGCCUUUGGGGACUCUUUUACCGACACUGGCAACACCAAGAACGCUGAAGGUCCAAGUGGCUUUGGCCAUGUCUCAAACUCUCCCUACGGCACCACUUUCUUCAACCACUCCACCAACAGGUACUCAGAUGGAAGGCUCGUCAUUGACUUUGUGGCUGAAGAUCUUUCUCUGCCGUACUUGCCCCCUUAUCGUCACAGCAAAGGCAACGACACUUUCGGUGUUAACUUUGCUGUUGCUGGUUCUACUGCCAUAAACCACUUGUUUUUUGUCAAGAACAACCUCUCUCUUGACAUCACUCCUCAGUCCAUCCAAACUCAGAUGAUAUGGUUCAACAGGUACCUAGAGAGCCAGGAAUGUGAAGAAUCAAAAUGCAAAGACUUUAAUGAUACUCUAUUUUGGUUUGGGGAGAUUGGUGUCAAUGACUAUGCCUACACUCUUGGAUCUACUGUACCAGAUGACACCAUAAGGAAGCUUGCAAUCAGCAGUGUCUCAAGAGCCUUACAGGCAUUGCUAGAUAAGGGUGCCAAGUACCUAGUUGUGCAGGGUUUACCUCUAACUGGGUGUUUGACAUUGUCCAUGUAUCUGGCUCCUCCUGAUGACAGGGAUGACAUUGGAUGUGUGAAAAGUGUGAACAACCAAAGCUACUACCACAACCUUGUGCUGCAGAACAAAUUACAGGAAUUCAGGAAACAGUAUCCCCAAGCUGUCAUACUUUAUGCUGAUUACUUUAAUGCCUACCGCACUGUCAUGAAGAAUCCAACCAAGUAUGGAUUCAAAGAGGUCUUCAAUGUUUGUUGUGGAUCAGGAGAACCACCUUACAACUUCAGUGUGUUUGGCACAUGUGGCACACCUAACACCACUGCCUGCUCUAACCCUUCUCAGUACAUUAAUUGGGAUGGUGUUCACCUCACUGAGGCCAUGUACAAAGUUAUCUCUAGCAUGUUUCUGCAAGGAAAUUUCACCCAACCACCGUUUAAUUUUAUGUUGGAAAAAAAAGAGAGGUUGGGGUGA
This is a messenger RNA of Sphenostylis stenocarpa, 1131 nucleotides long. NCBI's taxonomy places the organism in Eukaryota, Viridiplantae, Streptophyta, Magnoliopsida, Fabales, Fabaceae. The record is from the annotation of a GenBank genome assembly.